AUGGAUCAAUUGUUCGGAGCAUUACUCGGUACUGGAUUGGGCUUACUCACGACUGCCACAAUCGAUGCUGCAGAUCAUCAUCGUCAAAAGAAAAAACGAUCAUCUACAUUCACUUCUGGCGAGGGUGUUCAACGAAGUACAUUGAAACCAACUAGUCACACCUUGAACACGAUAUCAUUUAGUCAAACUUCGUCCACAGAUCAUUCACGUGCUGUUCUUGUCGCUGCAAGCUUAGAAAGAUUCGGCAAGACCUGUGAACGUCUAGUCAACAUUGCAUUUCACAGUAGUCAAACAUUUCCAACAAUGAUAGGCACCUGCGCGGAUAUCAGUGACUAUCUUCGCAAGGAACUCGCCAAGCAAUAUCCCACUGAAUACUUUCACAUCAUUAUUGGAGAAAAUCAUGCUUUUGGUUUUGCAGUAGACGACGCUGUAUAUCUUGCAGAGAUCGAACAAGAUCGAUACCGUGUGUUGAUCUUCACAGCCAAACAGAACGUUCGCAGCAAAGCAGAUACACAUGAUGCUAAUAGUACAAUGUUACUCGACUGGAAUCUCAUCUCAUGGAAAAUGUCAAAUAAAUAA
Messenger RNA from Rotaria sp. Silwood2, 579 nucleotides. The record is from the annotation of a GenBank genome assembly. NCBI's taxonomy places the organism in Eukaryota, Metazoa, Rotifera, Eurotatoria, Philodinida, Philodinidae.